GUUUACGAAAAUAAAAUAAAAGACAACCUGAACCAUGGUCUCGACUGCUCGCGCAUUUAAUAGCAGUCGUUUCAAAUUGUUUUCUUUUCGAUUUUAUAAUAAAUUAAUCUUAAAAUUCAGUACAAAUUGAUCAGCAAUUUCAAAAAUAUCACAAUGGAUGUAUUGAAGGCAGAGAUAGCUCGCAAGCGUAAACUUUUGGAAGAGAAAAAACUUGUGGAUGAAAAGAAAAAGUACUUUAAACGAGGUGAAUUGUUGGCUCAGGAGCAAGAGGAGUAUAAGGCAAAGUACGGACAGCAAGCCAGCGGUAGCGGAGAAACUCAGGCAAAUCACGGCGACGGCGACAAAUCACCGACAAAAGAUUCUAAGUUUGAUUUUCGCAAUCUUCCCCGAUCGGAAGUCAUCCGGAAGUUGCGAGAACGGGGGGAACCAAUUUUACUAUUCGGAGAGUCCGAAGCGGAUUCCUGUUCGCGGUUGCAUCACUUGGAAAUUUCGGCUCCGGAGAUUAACCGUGGAUUUAGAAAUGAUUUCCAGGAAGCUAUGGAACAAGUUGACGAAGAAUAUUUGAACGAAAUUCUGACCUCCAAUGGAACCGGCUUGAGUAAAGGGAAGUCCUCGAAUGAAGACUAUGCGAUUGACGAUUCUGUGACAUACGAAUCAAUACAGGAAAUGGCUGUACGCCUCGGGAGAAGCGGCAAAGAACAUGAUAUGCAUGUUAUAACCACUUUGAUACAGUUUAUGCUGAAAAUGUGGAACGAUCAGUUGAACUCGGGAACGACCGCGCAACGCACAGCGACCAAAUGGAAAAUCGCCAGGGCCACAUUCGAGCAGACUCGGUUGUACUUGAAACCCUUACUCCGGAAAUUGCGAAACAAGAGUAUACCCGAAGAUAUUCUGGACAGUUUGACGGACAUAACUAAAAGUCUCCUCAAAAGGGAUUACAUCCAUGCCAGCGAUGCUUACCUCACGAUGGCAAUUGGGAAUGCUCCGUGGCCAAUUGGUGUUACUAUGGUCGGUAUCCAUGCUCGUACUGGUCGGGAGAAAAUUUUCUCCAAAAACGUAGCGCAUGUCAUGAACGAUGAAACCCAACGGAAGUACAUUCAAGGGCUGAAACGAUUGAUGACCAAAAUGCAGGAAUAUUUCCCUACCGAUCCAUCCCGAUGUGUAGAAUACGUAAGCAAGAAAGAUAGAGUUGAUUAACAAAAACUAGCUAUAAGGCUUGUAGUUUAUAAAUUAUUUGAUGUAUGAAUAAAACUGGCCUAAGGUUAAUAUAAUUUCACGAA
Molecule: messenger RNA, 1280 nt
Organism: Aedes aegypti (yellow fever mosquito)
Lineage: Eukaryota; Metazoa; Arthropoda; Insecta; Diptera; Culicidae
Gene: Prp18
Product: pre-mRNA-splicing factor 18
Exons: 2
Coding region: 154-1197 (347 amino acids)
Biological process (GO): RNA splicing; generation of catalytic spliceosome for second transesterification step
Cellular component (GO): U2-type post-spliceosomal complex; U5 snRNP; U4/U6 x U5 tri-snRNP complex
Source: RefSeq, a predicted model, not a curated record